AUGUUGCCCACGAUGGACCCACCAAGAUAUGUUUCCAAAAAGGACAAGAACUUGACUAUGGAACAAAUCGGUAUCACCAAGGGAGAUUACAUCUACAUAAACGAGGGCGAAUUCAAGGGAAAAAUUACCAAAGUUUUGGAAUAUCACAGCCGAACUAACGAGUUUGCUGCAAACGAUAUCUCCAAGCCAUUAAUUGUUGCCCCUCAGUAUUGGGCUGAGAACCAGAAGAGCCAUCUCAUUGACUUCCCUAGAUCCAUACCUCGUGAGCACGUCAAAUUAGCUGCCAGAGAGAAGGAUGAGAAUGGUAACAUUACUCAUGUUGUUGCAAACGAGGUCAUUUACAAAGGUCAAUACUACGACGACAGAUACAAGAGAUGGUUACCUAGAAGGUUCGUGAAGCACCAUGAAAACCUUGAAAUUCCAUGGCCCACUCCAGACAAGAACCACACGGCUUCUGAAGUUACAACGAAAGAAGAGGUGGCUCACUUGAAGACAUACGAAACGCAGACCAUUGCUAAAUCGCUCCUUCCACCUGGUGUCUUGAAUGAGAUCAGAAACCCAUACUCCAAACAUAAAAAGCAGGAACUCACAGAUAUUGAGGCGAGAAGACUCAACGAACCAGCUAUGCCUUUGACCACAGAGCAAAAGAUCUACUUGGCCAAGAAGGCCAAGGAGCCAAAGAAGAAGCUCGAGCCUUUGUCCGAAGAGGUGAAGGACUACAUUGGUCAAAGAAUGGCCCAGCAUAUUUCCAAGAUCGAGAGUCCACAUCUUUUGGCUCAUUUGGAUGCUUUGUCGAAGGUGGAGAUUCCCGACUUCAAGAGGACGUUGGAGAAGAUCGAGGAGGACCAGCAGUCGAACACCCAGUAA
Messenger RNA from Candidozyma pseudohaemuli, 867 nucleotides. It is a transcript of the gene MRPL40, whose product is annotated as mitochondrial 54S ribosomal protein YmL40. The transcript has a single exon. The record is from RefSeq and is a predicted model, not a curated record. NCBI's taxonomy places the organism in Eukaryota, Fungi, Ascomycota, Pichiomycetes, Serinales, Metschnikowiaceae. Bases 1 to 867 code for a protein of 288 amino acids.